CUCACCACCACCACUACCACUACCACUCGCAUCAGCAGCCAGCAGCAUCAGCCAUGGUCAGGCUGCGCGAGAUCAAUACAAAGGCUCAAUUCACAUUCAGCCCGCUCACCACCCAGCUCGUCACUGCAACAGCAGCAGGCUCACUCAGCACCGACCUCAGUGAUGAACCGGCCCUGGAACUCUACGACUUGGACUUGGACGCCGAUGAGUUUGUCCUGAAACCUAAAGUCAGUGUGGCUAUUCAAGAGCGUUGUUGUAGUAUAGCCUGGGGAGGUGUCAGCGCUACCUACAAAGCAGGUGUCAUUGCAGCAGCAUUGGAGACGACUGUUGACUUGUAUGACGCAGAAGCACUCGCGCAUGGCAAGACUGCACUGAUUACGCGUGGUACCGCCCAUACAGGACAGGUACGGUGCUUGGACUUUAGCAAGAUUCAAAAAAACCUCCUUGCAACGGCUGGUACAAAAGGCGAGUUCUUUGUUUGGGACGUCUCUACAAAAGAAGCACCGACAGCGUACAAGUCUACACGACUCGAUGAAAUUGUCUCGAUUGCGUGGAACAACAAGGUCGGUCAUAUCCUUGCACUCGGUGGGAAGAGCGGUGCACUUAGUGUCUGGGAUAUGCGUAAGAAAGCCGAACUCAUUCACAUCCCAACACGAUUCCCAGUCAGUGCUAUCGCCUGGCAUCCUUCAAAACCCACUAUCCUCACAACAAGCUCAGCAGAUGAUGCCAACCCCAUCAUCCAAGUCUGGGAUUUGCAAAAUGCCAAUGCACCACGACAAGUGCUGUCGGGUCAUGAGCGGGGUGUCUUGUCAAUCGCUUGGUGUGCCGCAGAUCCAGACUUGUUACUCAGUUCAGGCGCUGAUAACCGAACCCUGAUCUGGAAUCCUACCACAGGUCAAGCAGUUGUUGAACUACCUGCUGCCUCACAGUGGGUGCAUGGUGUCGCUUGGUGCACAAGACAACCUUCCAUCAUUGCCAAUGCAACACUCGAUGGAAAGCUCAAUAUCUACAGCAUUCAGGAUACCCAUACACCGGCUACUGCACCCUCCGUCAUCGAAACGCAAGCUGGUGAUGACUUUUUCGAUUCAAUCCCAAAGAACUAUCAAGCACAAACAUCAACGUUUACGCUCAAACAGACACCUGCGUGGUUGAAACGACCUGUUUCCGCUCGAUUUGGGUUUGGUGGACGACUGGCCACCGUUGUUGACAACAAGGUGGAAAUUGUCACGUAUCAAGCCUCGACGCGUGCAACUCUGACUGCAAAGGAUAUAAAAGAGACCUUGUCCACCAAAUCACCCGCAGAGCUAUGUAAAGAAUUGCAUGGACAAGCUGAAUUGGAAGAGAAGCAAGACUGGGAGGUGAUUGAGACGUUGACUGCUGAGGAUACGCGAAAAUCAUUGCUUGCACAUCUAGGCUUUGCCAAAGAAUCUGUCGAUGAGCGUCUCGCAAAAGCAACAGGUGAACAAAAGAAGUCGGAUGAUGUAUUUGGUGAGGAUACGGAUGAUGCCUUUGACAGCAUCACGCAGACCAAUGAGCCUUUCAAGCUCUUUGCAGGUGAUGAAACAGAUAAGCUCAUCACAACUGCCAUCACGAGUGGUCGAUUCGAUGCAGCUGUGGAUGUGUGUCUACGACAAGAUCGUUUGAGUGAUGCCUUUAUGCUUGCUCUAUGCGGCGAGGAAGCAGAUCGCGCAAAAGUCCAAAAAGCCUACUUUGCCAAAACACAAGUGCCCUACAAGCGUCUACUUUCGAAUGUUAUUGCUCACAACUUGACGGAUGUCAUUGAGUAUGCUGAGCUGGAAGACUGGAAGGAAUCCCUGGCUAUGGCGCUCAACUAUGCGACUCCCGCAGAACUGCCUGGCUUGUGUGGCAAGUUGGGUGGCAGGCUUGAGGAUGCUGGACAACGCAAGGACGCUAUUGUUUGCUACCUUGCUGGCUCACAACUCGAACAACUUGUCAAGAUUUGGCAAUCUGGCGCACAAAAGCGCAAAGAUGAAUUGCUUGCGUCUGGUGAGGAGAAAGCACCCUUUGACGUGCAUGUUGCGCAGCUCGGUGAACUCAUGGUCAAAGUGCAAGUCUUUAGGCGGACUGUUGGCUUCAAGGAUACACAGAGGAAAGAAGACGGCAAGUACCCGCUUGCUGGACUCUACGACCUGUAUCUUGAGUUUGCUGGCCUGUUGGCGAAUGAAGGAGAGCUAGCCUUGGCUCGUGACUACCUCGAGUACGUUCCAAGUGAUUACAAUGGCGCCGAAGCACUGAAGAAGCGUAUUACUGGGCCUACUGCUGCAGCCGCUCAGACUGGUAAACGUCAGGCACACGCACAACCGCAACGUAUGCCCUCCCAGACAUUCUCACCCUAUACAGCACAGUCCUUUCCGCCUGCACAACUGUCAUCUGCACAUCCAACUGCACCGCAGUCACAGCCGGGUGCGGCGCCUGUGAGGCCAAUGUCUGCUGCGAAACCCAGUUACAGCUCACCUUAUGCACCUGCACAACCUGCGCAAAGCCCGGCCGCAACAGCAUCAAGCCCGUAUGCACCUACCAAUGCUGUUGCUAAUGCAUAUACGCCUGCCAACGCAUAUGGGCAACCACCCACUCAAAAUGCAUAUGGCGCAUCACCUUAUGCCAACGGUCCUUAUGCAGCGCCAGGCGUUUUUACAACAAACAAUCAAAUGCCCCCACCUCGCGGUGCUCCGCCUCCUGCUGGUCCUGCAAUCCUACCUGCUGCUCAACGAAAGGAUAUUCCCAAUUGGAACGAUGCGCCUGAUUUCCCCAAACCGGCGAAUCGCGGACGUGCAACACCUGUGGUCCAUCGGCAAGUCUCACAGACCUUGCCGUACGGUUCUUCAGGUAUGGCGACACCGCCAUUGGCGGGACCAUCACCGGGUCCUGCAAGUCAUGCAGGACCACCGCCACCACCACCCAAGACGCGCUCUCCUGGACCACCAAAAGCUGCUGCGGUGAUGGGUAGUAUCGACGGUGCCGCGUCACAACCACCGGCACACAUUCAGACUUCUUUUGGUCAAUCUCCUUAUGCGCCUCCUCAGCAGCAACAGCAACAGCAGCCAUACCAAGCAGGUCCGCCGCCGUCCCAAUAUCAGCCUGGUCCAACAGCGCCCUAUCAUGCAGGCGCACCACCACCGGCACAGCAAAAACCAAGCUAUGCGCCACCGCCCAAGGCUUCGACAGGUGUUGCACCUCCACCUGCCGGGAAAAGUCCAAUCAUUAAUAGUCCCGUGUCGACACGCCCGAUUGCACUUUCACGUGAACCAUCGCAGCAAGGGUUCGCGAGUGAGCAACGUCGUCAGCAAGAGCAAGCAACAGCGACGAUGCAAUACCCUUCUGGUGACCGGACGCACAUCUCUGAGGCCGACAAGGUGAUUUAUACAUCCUUGCUGGCAGAAACGGAUCGAUUCGGUCAGUCUGCUGCACCGAAAUACCAGAAACCGCUUGCUGAAGCACUCAAGAAGCUCAAUGUGCUGUUUGACCAGCUCAACAAUGGUGUCCUAACACCGGGCACGUUGGAGCAAGUCAAGGCUUACACUGCAAGUCUAGUGGCUCGAGAUUAUGCCACUGCGUAUCGGCACCAUCUCGAAUUGACAGCAGACAAGAUGCACGAGUGCCGUGAAUGGAUCGUGGCCAUUAAGACUCUCAUUGCUAUUGGCAAGAAUACGCCAUAGACUUUUCUAUACGAUGCCUUUUUACACAUCUCGCUGCCAGCCAGCUUCUUCAU
Messenger RNA from Protomyces lactucae-debilis, 3730 nucleotides. RefSeq lists its product as uncharacterized. The transcript is spliced from 2 exons. Lineage: Eukaryota; Fungi; Ascomycota; Taphrinomycetes; Taphrinales; Protomycetaceae. Gene Ontology annotation, cellular component: endoplasmic reticulum exit site; COPII vesicle coat. Bases 54 to 3677 code for a protein of 1207 amino acids. Gene Ontology annotation, molecular function: protein binding; structural molecule activity. The record is from RefSeq and is a predicted model, not a curated record. Gene Ontology annotation, biological process: intracellular protein transport; COPII-coated vesicle cargo loading; endoplasmic reticulum organization.